AUGGAUCAUUGGUUAAAAACUGGUAGCUUUAGUAAAAGGAAAAUUACAGAAUCAACCGAUCCUCAAGACGUGCCGUCAUCGGUUACUAAUCCAGCCGAAAAAAAUCCUAUGAAAAAAUUACCACAGGUUAGUAGUGCUAAUGAAGAUGCUCUUGAAGCAUCUUUUCGAAUUAGUUACCGUAUUGCCAAAAGUGGUAAAAAUCACACCAUCAGUGAAAAUUUGAUUUUGCCAAGCAUUAAAGACGCAGUUUCUUGUAUGUUCGAAAAAGACUAUGUCAAUAAAAUAAAUUCUAUCCCACUAUCAAAUGACACUGUCAGCCGUAGAAUCAAAGAUAUUUCUAAUGACAUUGAGGAGACACUACUAAAAGGCAUCAAUGAUAUUCAAUUAUUUUCCAUUCAAGUUGAUGAAAGUACUGAUGUUGCACAAUUAGCUGUUUUAUUAGUGAUUGCAAGGUAUUUGAAAGAAGAUGAAAGCGUAGAAGGGCUUUUGCUUUGCCAUCCUCUUACUGAACUCACAACAGGUGCAGAUAUUUUCCAUGCUAUUAACUCGUACUUCAUCGAAAAGAGAAUAAUGUGGUCAAAAUGUUGUGGUUUAAGUACUGAUGGUGGCAAGUCUAUGUCAGGUUGUUACUCUGGUCUCCUUGCACGUGUCAAAGCAGUAUCUCCCCUGGUAAAGUGGACUCAUUGUUGCAUCCAUCGACAAGCUCUCGCAACAAAACCUUUACCUGUUGAUUUGAAGGACGUUCUGGAUGAUUCUUUUAAAAUAGUGAACUUCAUCAAGUCUCGCCACACGAACUCCAGAAUAUUCUCAGCAUUAUGCAUAGACAUGGGCAGUCUUCACAAAAGCCUCCUUCUUCAUACUGAGGUUAGAUGGUUAUCACGAAGCAAAGUCCUUACUCGUUUGUUUGAACUUAGACAUAAAGCACUAAUGUUUUUUGAAGACCAUCCUUUUCGGCUUUCAUUAAAGUUUAAUGACCGAGACCACUGGAUAGCAUUCCCUUUCAGUGAAAAAUAUUUCGAAUCUGCAAUUUUAUCAGUACGAGAAAAAGAAAAACUUAUUGAACUGAAGACGAAUUCUUCACUUGAGGUAAUAUUUGAAAAAAAUUCUCUCAUCGCUUUUUGGGCUGUCGUAAAAGAAGAGUAUCCUGAGCUUUCAAACAAAGCAUUUAAUGUUCUGCUGCCGUUCACGAGUACUGUAUUGGUGGAGAGGGCCUUUUCGUCGUACACGUACAUUAAAAAUAAGUAUCGUAAUAGACUCUCUGUGAGUUCGGAUUUACUAGUUUACUUAUCAUCCGAGGAGCCAGAUUUCAAAAAACUAUGUGCCAGCAAACAAGCCCAAGGGUCUCAUUAA
Molecule: messenger RNA, 1350 nt
Organism: Acyrthosiphon pisum (pea aphid)
Lineage: Eukaryota; Metazoa; Arthropoda; Insecta; Hemiptera; Aphididae
Product: zinc finger BED domain-containing protein 5-like
Exons: 3
Coding region: 1-1350 (449 amino acids)
Molecular function (GO): protein dimerization activity
Source: RefSeq, a predicted model, not a curated record